This is a messenger RNA of Ceratosolen solmsi marchali, 3584 nucleotides long. RefSeq names its product transient receptor potential (gene trp). Gene Ontology annotation, molecular function: inositol 1,4,5 trisphosphate binding; store-operated calcium channel activity; protein binding. Gene Ontology annotation, cellular component: plasma membrane; cation channel complex. The coding region runs from base 270 to 3584 and encodes 1104 amino acids. The transcript has 14 exons. The record is from RefSeq and is a predicted model, not a curated record. Gene Ontology annotation, biological process: regulation of cytosolic calcium ion concentration; calcium ion transmembrane transport. Lineage: Eukaryota; Metazoa; Arthropoda; Insecta; Hymenoptera; Agaonidae.
AGAAUGGUUGAGGCCGGCGGCGCGGAUAGUCACCCGGGGAUCGUCUUGGUAGCGAGCCAAUGAGGAGUAAGGUGAGCUUAUUAAAGGGAGAUCGAUGAUUAAUCCCGGGUCGCGAAUCCAAUGGCCAAAGCCUCGGCCCAGGGUGUGGGGCCGCUCUCGGGGGCGCAACUGGAGCGCGUUCCCAAUCCGGCCGCGUGGGGCUUCGGUUCACGACGGGGCGGCCGCGAGCGAACGAACCUGAUCGCCGGCAGUCGCUGCCGAGAGUCGCCAUGAACGCCUCCGAGUCCCAGCAGAAGCUGCUGAGCAGCGCUGAGGGCUCCCAACAGUCUCUGGGCCCCACGAGCGAGUACAUCCUCGGGCCCGUGGAGAAGCACUUCCCGCUGAGCGCCGAGCGAGGCGACUGCGCGACGGUGCGUCGGCUCCUCGAGGAGAACCGCGAUCAUCCGGAGAUACUCAACAUCGACUGUGUGGAUCCCCUUAACCGAUCGGCCCUCAUCGCCGCCAUCGAGAACGAGAACAUCGACCUGAUACUGCUGCUCCUCGAGCUCGGCAUACAAGUCAAGGAUGCGCUGCUCCACGCCAUUAAGGAGGAGUAUGUCGAGGCCGUGGAGAUACUGCUCGAGCAGGAGGAGAAGAUACACCAGCCGGGCCGGCCUUACAGUUGGGAGGCGGUGGACCGCUCGGCCUCAAACUUCACCCCCGACAUAACACCCCUGAUCCUCGCUGCCCACAUGAACAACUACGAGAUAAUAAAAAUCCUGCUCGAUCGGGGCGCUACACUGCCGACGCCUCACGACGUACGCUGCGGCUGCGACGAGUGCGUCACCUCCAGCGAUCAGGACUCUCUGCGCCACUCCCAGUCGAGGAUCAACGCUUACAAGGCCCUUACCUCGUCCUCCCUCAUCGCCCUCUCCUCCAGGGACCCGCUGCUCACCGCGUUCGAGCUCUCCUGGGAGCUGCGCAGGCUCAGCCGCAUGGAGCAGGAGUUCUGCUCCGAGUACAACGAGAUGCGCGAGAACGUGCAGGUGUUCGCGACCUCGCUGCUGGACCAUGCGCGCACCUCCCACGAGCUCGAGGUCAUGCUCAACUACAAUCCGACGGGGGAAAACUGGGAGCCCGGUGAGCGACAGACCCUCGAGCGACUCAAGCUCGCUAUCAAGUACAAGCAGAAGCAAUUCGUUGCCCAUCCGAACGUCCAGCAACUGCUCGCCGCCAUCUGGUACGACGGUCUGCCCGGCUUCCGCAGACUCAGUAUGAUAGGCCAGCUGAUCGAGGUCGCCAAGCUGGGCGCCCAAUUCCCCGUCUACAGCACCAUCUACAUGCUCGCCCCGAACUCUACCAAGGCUCUCUUCAUGAAAAAGCCAUUCGUCAAGUUCAUCUGCCACUCGUCCUCUUACGCCGUCUUCCUCAUGCUGCUGGGCGCGGCCUCGCAGCGCGUCGAGUACCUCGCGAUCGAGCUCUUCGGCAACGCCUGGAUGAAGGAGAUGUUGGCAGGAUGGAAACGCAGAGAGCGCGGCUGCAUCCCCGGAUUCGUCGAGUCCGGCGUCAUUCUAUACGUCUUCAGUUUAGUUGUUGGGGAAAUAAGGUCUCUGUGGGCCGAUGGAUUACUGGAAUACAUUUCAGACUUGUGGAAUAUAGUUGACUUCAUUCAGAAUACGUUUUACGUCAUUUGGAUAAGUAUGAGAGUAACCGCAUGGGUAAUCGUUACGAGAGAAUAUUGGAGUGGAGAAGAUCCUUGGUAUCCUAGAGAUCAUUGGGACGACUUCGAGCCAAUGCUAUUGUCGGAGGGAGCAUUUGCAGCCGGAAUGAUCUUCAGUUUUCUCAAGCUCGUGCACAUAUUCAGCGUCAAUCCUCAUCUCGGACCGCUUCAAAUCUCACUCGGCCGAAUGAUCAUCGAUAUCAUCAAGUUCUUUUUUAUCUACACUCUCGUCCUCUUUGCAUUUGGUUGUGGUAUGAAUCAGCUACUUUGGUACUAUGCCGAUCUCGAAAAGAAUAAGUGCUACCAUUCGCCGAACGGCUUACCGGAUUUCGAUAAUAAUGAAAAAGCCUGCUCGACCUGGAGAAGAUUCGCUAAUCUCUUCGAGACGUCGCAGUCACUUUUUUGGGCGAGCUUCGGUAUGGUGGACCUCAUGUCAUUCGACCUCACCGGCAUCAAAAGCUUCACCCGAUUCUGGGCUCUGCUCAUGUUCGGCUCCUACUCCGUCAUCAACAUCAUUGUGCUGCUCAAUAUGCUUAUCGCCAUGAUGUCGAACUCUUAUCAAAUCAUUUCGGAAAGAGCAGACACCGAGUGGAAAUUUGCUCGGAGUCACCUGUGGAUGAGCUACUUCGAAGACGGCGACACGGUACCACCUCCCUUCAACAUGAUACCAACGGCCAAGACCUUCGACAGGAUCAUCAAGUGCGGAAAGUCGGGCAGGCCAACGAGAUCCGUAAUUAAAAAGUCACGGGAGAAGGCAAAGGAUCGUCACGAAACAGUGAUGCGACUCCUGAUACGUCGUUACGUCACGGCCGAGCAAAGCAAGACCGACGACUAUGGUAUUACGGAGGACGACGUGAUGGAGAUUAGACAGGACAUAUCGACCUUGAGGUACGAGCUCAUCGAGAUCCUGAGGCAGAACGGCAUGCAGACGCCCAACGUUGACAAGAUGGAGACAUCCCUGUCGGGCAAGAAAGGCCGGGUGAUGGAACGUCGCCUGCAGAAGGACUUCCAGAUCGGCAUCGUCGAGGGUAUCGUGAGCUCGGUGAUCCAAAGCGAGAAGGAGCCGAAGGACGUGUUUACCCAGAUCGCCAAGGCCAUCGGCCGAAAGAGCAGCAGCGGCAGCAAGAAAAAGGACUGGAACGCGGUCGUGCGCCAGAACACGGUCGCCCGGGAUCCCAUAGGCAGCUCCAACGAGGCCGUCGACAAGCAGCACCGGCGCAGUUUACGUCGUCAUCUACAACACCAGGGCGACUCGGCCCUCGCCUCCCUCGAUCCCCAACGCAUCCUCGAGUACAAUCCCAACCUAUCCGAGGUGUCGGCCACCACGCGAGUAGCCUACGCCAAGUUUAUGCUCAGGCGAACGUUGCCCAAGGACGAGGCGGAGACCGAGGGCGAAGUCGCUACAGCAGUCGAAAGCGACAAAAAGUCCCAUCGAUCCAGUCAGCGUGUGGCGAUCACGGAGCCGGCCAAGAUCGAGCGUCCGGCAGCCUCAGCAGCCCGGACCUUCAGCGUCUUGAGCAAGAAGUCGUUGAGCAGAAGCGGUAGCGGGGAGAAGCAGUCCUCGACGACACAGAGCCGGCCCAGCCUCGAGGCUAAGCCGUCGACGGAGACGCGCGCGCCCUCGCCCAUCGCCGAGGAGCCGCACGAGGAGCCGAAGCCGCCGGCGCUUCCUGCGCGACAAUCCUCACUGGCGCGCAAUUCCUCGAUCAAGCCUGCGAUGAGUCCCCCGAAGAAGGAGGAGGAGAAGCAGGUCCCGGUACAAUCCAAGAAGCUGGAGCAGAUGCCCAUGGCGGCGCCUCAGCCGCCAAAGGAUGACGCACCCUCCGGGACCAAACAGCGGGGCAAGUCGAAGGCCACGGGGCAGAUAGUCGGGGGCUGGAUCUGA